Bemisia tabaci is the source of this 12285-nucleotide messenger RNA. It is a transcript of the gene RhoGAP100F, whose product is annotated as Rho GTPase activating protein at 100F. The record is from RefSeq and is a predicted model, not a curated record. Gene Ontology annotation, biological process: signal transduction; cell projection organization; regulation of Ras protein signal transduction. Gene Ontology annotation, cellular component: synaptic membrane. Gene Ontology annotation, molecular function: protein binding; GTPase activator activity. Lineage: Eukaryota; Metazoa; Arthropoda; Insecta; Hemiptera; Aleyrodidae.
GAGUAAAAGCUCAGAGCUUUUCCCUCCCCCUUCCCCUUGAUCGAGUGAGUUUUCAUCCCCGCGGUGCGUUCAUUUCCCUCUUCCUUCCCAAGUCUGCAACUGAGGUGAGGUGUCCACAUCACGCAUUUUCGCUCUGGGCUUUCGAUGCUCAUCAGUGUUAUCAGUUUGUUUUGAUCACGGUCCUGCGUUAGCAGAUUGUCUUUCUCGAAAGAAAAACCUCUCGCGAAAAUUACUGUUCGGCAUCGGUCGUUGCUCUAUAACUCCAUUGAUUUUUUUCCUCUCCACGCGAUGUUUGGCGGGUAGAAUGACGUUCACCAAGGAUUACUGACACCUAACCCUCUGUUUUUUGAAUCAUUCACUUACUUCCAAAGGAAAACAAAAUUUCCUUUUUCCCCAUUUUCUUUCUCCUACUUUGUGACUCAGCUUUUAAUCAAGUGAUUGCGGUGGAAUUCUAUCCAAUUUUUACUCGCGUUGGUCCAGUGUAUUAUCGAAGGAAGUAUUUAUUUAGAAGUUGGAAGGAGCUUGACAGGUUUCGUCCGUAUAUUGUGUUUGCAUAAUAUCAUUUCAUUUCAAGUGAUUUUCAUCGUGUCAUCAUCUCAACAGUGCUACUCAGUUCCAGUUUUAAUGAUGCCUUAAGUAUCAUAACACAGUGUGUGUUCUCUUCAUCAUCUCCCAGUAAAUUAUCCAUGAAUUCCUGUUCUGUCUUGGAACAUGAAUCAUAAGCAAAACAAUGAGGGUCCAGGAGCCAGCUGAAAUCUACUUCCACGCAGCAUCUUACCGGAUAACGGUAUGCUUUGCUGCGGUCGCAAAAAGGGGCGAGAAACACAAGUGGAUCUGGCCACUAGCCCGCGACGACAACCUCAAAUUAAUAAUACCAAUAUGGGACCUCGGCCUAAAGACCCCUUACCAAUGGUCGUCCAAGGAGAUUUUAGGAAGGUCAGUGGAAUCUCCAAUGAAAUAUUUAGGCAAAUUGAAACAAUUGAAAAUGAAUUGGAUGGCAGUAUAGCAGCUGCUCUUGCAUCCGUUGAAAGGAGGGGAGAGAUGGUUGUCAGAAUGUUAGAUUAUAGAUCAAUGGGGAAAAAUGCUGCUGAGCUGGCCAAAAGAUUUUUAUCCAUGCAGGACGCCCAACACUCGGUACAUUUUGUUGAAAUUGUAAAACGACCAGGACAGACUUUAGGACUUUAUAUUAGGGAAGGAAAUGGAGUUGAUCGAGCGGAUGGUGUAUUUAUAUCAAGAAUUGCCCUAGAAUCAGCAGUUUACAACAGCGGAUGCUUAAAAGUUGGUGAUGAAAUCUUAGCCGUUAAUUUAGUCGAUGUAACAAGAAUGAGUUUAGACGAUGUUGUAAUUAUAAUGUCAAUUCCUCGUCGGCUUGUUCUUGCUACAAGACAAGUCAAAGGCCUCAGGCAAGCACAAGGAACGCCCUCUCAACCUCGUGCUUUAGAACUUAAAGUUCCACCCGUUGUUGUGAUCAAGAAGUCUCUAACUAGGGAAGAAGAUCAAGACGAUGAGGAAGAUGAAGAAAAUAAUCAUCGAUUUGCUGAUUUAAAUAGAGAAUCAAAAAUCAGGGGCCGAGUGGGACAGUCUAGAUCUCAUUUAGCGCUUGGCUCGUUAGAUACAAAUGGUGACAUAGGGUCAGGUGCUUUAUACUAUAAUUCUCGACCUCAUGCUGCCACUUUGGAUAGAAGAAUGGGUAAUUCAGACAACAAAUCAUGGUCAUAUCAGCCGCCACCUCCACCAGUCGUAACUCAGCAACCAAAACCGCAGCAUUUCCAACCCUUUGAUAAAUCCUACCCCAACACCUUGGAGUCCUUAGCAGAAAAAGUUCAUCCCUUCAAUCCUGGAAAUGGACCCGGCUCAAGUUACGGGGCUGGUUCUAGUCGCUACGCAACAACCGGUAGAAGUAGUAGUCGCCUUAGCAACCGAGGUCCUUCCAUGCCACGCUCAGGCUCUGACCAGCAUUUACCUCGAGUUGAAUAUGACUAUGGCAAUGGAUUACCAGCAAGGCACUCUGGGAGUUUACUGAGAUCGAGCCUUAGAGCAAGUACAGGAAUGGGUGGCAGUUAUUCAAGAAGCCGAGACCAGUACAACGCAUCACCUUCCUCAACUUUGUUACCACGGAGACAGCGACCUGCAUUAGAUUACGCCUCUGAUACAGAGGCAACUUGUUCCUCAUCAUCAAGAGCUAGUUAUUAUUACUGCCGACCCUCUCCUCCUGUUUCAAGCCUGACAAGAGGGGUUUCAUUUCGAUCAAACUCACUUCCUAGGCACUCCCUCACAUCUCAAUCCAGUGGCAGAACACCUCUCAGUGUUAGGUUCGAGAGAAAUAAUUUACUGGAUGAAGGUGACAGUGAUGGAGCGCUAAGUGCACCAGAAUUGCCAAUAGCAAGGAAACAUAGAGGUCGUCUUUCUUCUACACCCAGUGUCUUUACAUCUGAUGAAUAUAGGGCAUGGUUGUCGCGGACUCCAUCCACUAGUGCCAUUUACGAUAGACUCAGAGCAGGUCAACAAAAAGCUCAAAGGUUCACUUUUAGUGCUGAAAAUCUGCCUGAACGGACAAGACAGUCGGAACUGCUAGCAUCGUAUCGAUCGAGUGGGCUAUCUGCUCUCACUGGAUUGUCUGGCCUAACAAGCUCAACCCUCGACCGCCACACGUUAGCAAAUCGAACAACGUCACUGAGAAGAAUGAGGCAUCUGUUAGAACUAGAAGCCAAACACCAAGCAGACCGUGCCAAAAUUAUGGAAAUUAAUCCUGCGGAGUUUCUUAAGUAUAAAAUGGAAAAAUGGAAUGGUCCUGAGCCAGUAGGAGCCAGUGGACUUUUAUGGGUACACUUACUCGCCGGACGAGGCCUGAGAAAUCCAUCUCCCUCUCAAACAACAGGCAAUCGUGAUUUGUAUUGCGUACUAGAAUGUGAUAGGGUGCACAAAGCACGAACAGUAGUGCGAACGGGUGAUCUAGUUUUUGACUGGGAUGAAACUUUUGAACUAGAUCUAGUCGGGAAUAAACAACUUGACUUCCUAAUAUACUCUUGGGACCCUCAAUAUAGGCACAAACUAUGUUACAAAGGAUCUGUUCACCUAGCGUCUCUCUUAAGGGAUUCACCUAUCCAUCAGCUAGCUUUGAAAAUUGAGCCCAGAGGAACUCUGUACCUUCGGUUACGUCACACCAGUCCAUAUCGUACAUUCCUGAGGCAAUCUCGCAGCGCAACAGGCCUGUUUGGUGGAGAUCUAGAGGCUACUGUUGCCAGAGAAGGAGGCUCUAUUCCAAUUAUUGUUAGGCGUUGUGUUGAAGAAGUAGAAAGAAGAGGUUUAGACAUUAUUGGCCUGUACCGAUUAUGUGGCUCAGCUACAAAGAAAAGGAUAUUAAGAGAGGCGUUUGAAAGAAAUGCAAGGAUAGUCGAUUUGUCUCCUGAUCAUGUUCCGGACAUCAAUGUUAUCACUGGUGUUCUCAAAGAUUAUUUACGGGAGUUACCUGAGCCACUAUUCACGAAAUGCUUGUAUCAAAUGAUGGUUGAUGCCUUGACAGUAUGUCUGCCGGAUGAUCCAGAGGGCAAUGCGAAGCUAAUGUUCUCCAUUUUAGAUUGUUUGCCAAGAAUCAACAAAGCUACGUUAGUAUUCCUACUAGAUCAUUUAGCAAUGGUAGUCGGCGCAUCUGGUCGAAACAAAAUGUGCUCAGGCAGUGUUGCUUCUUGUCUCGCACCUGUUUUGAUUUUACACAGUGAAUCAGCAACAGACCCCAUGGACUUUAUGCAGCCAAUCAGUGUUCUUCGAUAUUUGCUGGACAUUUGGCCGAAUAAAUCAGUUCGGGACUCAGUGGGACAUCCAGUCCGGCCCUCAAAAUGCUUACUCCCUCAGCAGCCUCCUCCAUUGCCAGCAAAGCCGGUCGGUUUUCGCCAGACAUCUGGACCAGUCGUAGUCGCUUCUCCAACAAGUGACACAUCCCCCGAAGAAAACGACGAGCAGGAUGACGUCGUAUCUGUGAUUCAAGCACACACGGAUUCAAAACCAUCUCCACUGGACACCAGCCGCUCCGAUGCAAAUCUUAUCAACAGUCUUGCCCAGUCAGUUGUUACAUCCUCAAAUCCAGAAAAUGGCAACUCUAUAGCUAACAUCAUCGAAAGAUUCAAUCAAACCACAAAAACAUCAAAUUUGUCUGCACCAGGAUCUCCAGCAACAGUCGCCAGGGGUAUAAACUAUGGCCAGCCACCUAAGUUACCCCCUAGAAAUAAUAUUUCAACUCUGGGGAACACCACUGUUGUCAAUUCUGUCACAUCUAGCAGCAAUCUGUUCGCCAAUUCUCCCAGCAAUUACCUUAAAGAUAAAAAUAUUUUGAGUAGUGCUAAUAAUUUGCACACCACUAAUGGAAACAACUCAUCAAUCAAUGAACUACCAGAACGGAACGGACUGAGUAAUGGGACAAAAUCUGGUAGAGAAAACAACCCCUUCUUGUGUGAUCCGAAACCCCCGCCAAUUGCUGCACGUAACAUAUUGUCAGAAGGCAACUCCGACAUUCUUCAAAACAAUGUAUUCUCAAACUCAAUUUUCCAGCGAGAGAACAAUAUAUCGGGAGGAGCAACAUCGAAUGGAGCUCGCUUGUUCAGCUACUCGCCGGCUAUUAGCUCGGCUGCUGACACUGCAACAAACCACGAUGCCUCGUAUAGUUACACAAACGUUUUCGCUAAAACAAAUCCUUUCCAAACAGAGAACAUGUUGCGGAUUAAUGUUACAUCGUCACUGGAUAUUUCUAGUGGGAACUUGCCAACCAGACUGAGUUCGCAGCAUUCACCAAUCUCACCUGGUCAAAGAGACGUAGAAACACCAAGUUCAUCCACAGGGACGGAAGAGGACUCGAGAAGAGAAAGAGGCGUAGAUGCUGAUCAAGAGAGCAGCGAAGAAGAUCUCAAAUGAAGAGAGUUUUGCAAGCUAAGUGGUCUUGGUGAUGGAAAUGCUUUUCUCUAUCAGUAAUUCAGACUUAUGCAUCUCAAGUAUCCCAAGUACAGAAAAAUUAUUUCUUUUUUUAAACAUCAGGAAUAAUCAAAAUUUCUAAAGUAAUUUAAGUUACUGCUUUGAUUUUGUCACAUACUUGAAGCAUAUGUAAGUUUAUCUUGAAGUUAAGCUAAAAUUCACUUUUACCCUUGGCUUGUGCACCUUCUUUUAAGACGGAACUGUGCAAUAACACUGCCAUUUUAAGACGAUGUUUGUAAAUGUUGUAAAUGAUCAUGUAGUUUUGAAAAUGUAGUUUUUCUCAGUAGACCUGAGCAUAGCUCUCUCUAAGAUUUAAUCCUGUAUAUUGGUGGUGUUGAAAAUUUCAUAAAUUUAGUCAAACUGAUCUGGAAUUUAUGGAAACAAAACCAUAAAAUGGACACAGUUAAUAACCAUGAAAGAUUGAAAUUUUAAAUUUCGUUUCUUUACUUAAUUUGCAUUUAUUAUUGCUAAGUCUAUCAUCAAUCCUUACUUUGGAGCCCCGAUUCAGGAAAUGUGAAAAGCAUGUGUCAGUACACAUUUGACGUAUGUUUUGGGUGCUCUUUUUUCUAGUCAACUCAUUUGCUACUUCAUUUUUUUACUCUUCUUUAGAUUGCAUUCACUACACUCUUCAGGAUUCACUUUACCAAAAAGUUGAUCUACUUGAGUGAUUUUCUCUUUUAUCAAAAAUUUUUCUCUAACUUUUUUUCAGCGUUCUUUUCCUUUCUUUGUUUCUAAUCUUACGACUAAAUUUUACGUAUCUGCUUCUUACCUCUUGCAGAUACUUUUAUUCAACUUUUGAGCUGAAUUAUUUUCAAUAACUGUCAUAACUAUUUUUAUACUAAUAUUUUUGAAAGCACUCCUUUUUAUUUCUGUUUCAAAGGAGCAGGGAAUUAUGUAUCUCUUUCAAUUAUUUUGCAGUGUUAAUUGCCUAAAUGAAAUUCAAUGGAAAUUUGUACAAAUAGUUAUGGAAAAAAAUAAUAUACUUAGAACCUGUCAUUGGUCGUAGUGAAAAUCUUUUUGUAUUUGCAGCUAAAAAAUUAAUCCUUUUGCUAAAAUAAUUGUUUCUUUCUUCAAUUUUUUUUAUAAUUGUAAAUGAUUUUUUAGUGAUUGAAAAUGAUUAAUUGCAGUAUUAUGUUAAAAUUGUUCUAAUUGAAAGCAUAUCAGGCUAAAAAAAUGUAUUACUUAUGUAAGAAUUCAGCUUUACUUUGAGACAUUUACAAUGAUAUAAAAUUGAUUGCUGUAUUUCAGUGUGUACGCACAAGUGUAAGUAGUGAUUAGAUUAAAAAGAAUUAGCACCAGAGACCCCAAGCAGCUUGUUUAUAAUUUUCAUAAAGAAGUAUCAGUUUUUUAUAUUUCAUUUAGACUUGAUUGCAAGGGGCCAUAAAAGCCUUGCGGACCACAGUAGCUUCUAUGUGCUUCUAUUCCUUAAUUUUUAUUUUUUGUUCUUUCUACCGCUUUGGUAGAAAAUUUUUACGGUCAUUUUCGCUCUCACUUCUCAAGCAACUAUAAUUAGCAUCAAGGACAACUGAAUGUUUUAACUGGUAGAUUAUAUAAUUCCCAUAUAUCUCCUUGCGGCUGAAUUUUAAUAUUCAUUCCUUUCAUUACCAGACUAGAUUCUGCGGGCGCAUAUCUCACAAUGUAAAUUUACUCUCAUGCAAACAAAUCAAAGCACACUGUGUCAGAAGUUUCUUAAGUUGUAGUUCAAAUUCUCUUUAAAUAUGAGAUAUAGGUAGAGAUAGAGCUCAAAUGUAAAUACUUGUGAGUAAAGGUUGUUGAGCAAUAGCAAAAUCAGCCUGGGAAAAAAACGAUUUUGUCAAACGCAGACGCAGUCCUCGUGGUAAUGAAGGGGAGCAUAAUGGUUUUGUUUAUCAACUUAGACAAUUUUUGCAAAAAUACAGCUAAUUGAAGAUUGUGGAACCUCUUAUUUUCGAUGAAGACUUAUAAUUGAAUCACUGACUCAAUCAGAACCAAGCCCAGAGAUCUAAGUCACCCAUUGCAGAAGUCGAAUUUACAUUUUUAUGAUUUAUUUUAAUAAUUGUCAUCUGUUUUUCAACCAUGAUCUCUACAUGAGCAACGUAUGCUAGUCAUAGUGUAAACUUUUCUUUUUUUUUUUAAUUUCUUAAUCUAAAAGAAGUAGUUUGUUUUGUUUUUUGUUAAUAAUUUCAAUGUAAGCAGCGGAAUUUUUCAAAAUUUUUACCCUUAAUACUUAGCAUAGUGAACUUUUUUGCAGCUGCUCAAUUCAGUUUUUUAAACUCUUCAUCACAACUGAAUAUGACCAAGCUACUGAAAGAUCAGUCUUGAGAAAAUAUGCAUUAUGGAAGCAUUAUUUCCUGCAAGUUUUAUUUUAUUUAUUUAUUAUUUAUUUAUUUAUUUUUUUUUUUUUCAAAACUGGCUUUGUAAAUACAGUGAAUUAAUCCACUUCUUCUGACUGAAAUAAUAAAAAAUUUCACGAAGACGGUCUAAAAGAUUUGUCAUGUGAUGGAGGGAUAUAGUUUCUACAGUUGUUCAUAAAUUUCUGAAUCAAUGAGAUAUCAAUCUUCUGGAGGGAAAACUUAUUUUGGUACAUAAUACUUUUCCUCUAGGAGAAAUUCUAUUUGGUUCGAAAAUUUGGAAUCGCUUUUGUAUUCAUUUAACUUAUAAUUUCCACCAUUUCUUACAUUUUGACUUGAGUUUUUCUACAGGGCUAUUGAAACAUUGCUCUUUAUCUAUUUUAUAUCUCAUUGAAGCUUGUUCUACGUCGAAUCCUAGCCCGUAUACCCAGAUCAAUUUGAAUUUUUCGUACAUCCAUUUUAAUUUUCUUCAAUAGUUGCCUUGCAAAAGCUUGAUACUGCCUUCACGUCUAUUUCUUUCUCUUCCUCAUCGCUUUCCUCAGAAAUAUCUUAUUACACAAAUGCUAAGACGAUUUUGUUUCUGUAAUUUCGACAGAAGUUUGCAUGCAACAGUCGCUGAAAGGAAAAUUUUUAUUGAACAACGAAAUCUAGACAUUUUGCCUGCCGAAAUAAUUAUGUUCGUGUAAUAAUUUUAUUUUAUUUGCUUUUUCUUCGUUUUUCCGUCAUUUUUUAGUCUUUGCUCAACUGCAACUUUGAUUUAUUGUAAGAAUUUUUUUCAUUUACAAUUAAUUCAUCUUACUGCACUAGGUUUGAUUUUAUAUAUUGCAGUAAAAGUCCAGCGUUUUUAAAAUUUUAAUCAGUGGCUCCUAGGUACUUUUUUAAAUUGAUCAAACCCUUAAAUUUUUGUCGGAAAAUUAUGUGCUCUGUUCUCUCUGAUACACCGUGUUAAAAUUUGUCAGAACUCCCUGUUAUGAAAGGUUUCAUUUAAAAACCUUCUCUCUUGUCAAACAUAAAUCUCAGUUUUUGGACCUUGUAAUGGUCCUCACCUACCUAUUUCAAUUUAUUAUUCCCAAAUAUUUUCAACAAUGCUCUUUAUGUGGGUAUUCUAAAUUGCCAACCCUAAUAUGGUAAUCAAAGAAAGGUAAAUCAUGUAGUUUAUAGAGUUUGAUUCCUUUUAAUUUCACCGUGAAUGAAAUUCGAAGUAUUAGGUACCCUAUUUGCGUAUCGUUAAGAAAACUAGUCAUAUUAUCAUCGAGAGUUCCAAAAAAAGACUUAUGUGCAAUAGUGCAAGACUAGUAACAUAUGACGCAUACGGACGCUAAUGGAAUAAAAGACAUUACAGCCGCAGGAUGGAAACGGGAAAUGGGGAUCACUCACAGGAACCCGCUGAAGGCUGCAUUAGACCCUACAGUCCCUUAGGAGUUUUUAAUCUUCCUGUGGAUAAUACACUUCUGCCUGAUACAAUUCUUGCUGCAACAUGGUUUAGCAAUCCAAUCAUAUCAGCAAAAAUGUUAAAAGAAAAACUCUCUAUGCGUUCAAGGUCAUCCAAGAGGCUAUUUCAAUUUUAAUGCUUUGUUAUGCAGGGUUUCUUGUUGAAAAUUAGCCCAUUUCCUGCUUCCAUACAACUGAAUGUAACCCAAAUUUCCGCUUAAUGGAUAAGUUCUUUCCAAAGAGGCCCAAUGUAGGCAUGACUGGUUUGCUUCAUGCUAUCCAAUCAUUAUCGGCACUUCAAGUUAUUUCAAAUAGUUUUUCAUUAUGAGUUGACUAACGAAUAUCUACCGAAUCCUGCAUCUCAAUGUGUCAUUUGCCUUCUUUUUUUUCAUUUUUUUUGCCACUAGUAGUAUUUAAUGUUAAACAUCCAUGAUCGAAUGUUUUUAUCUGCUCCUAAUUUUUAGCACUUUUAUCGUGAAAGCGCGGAAGGAUUAAAAUUCAUUGAUUUUGAAUCAUUUAGUUCUGUAGAAUAUUGUUAGAGUAAUUUUCAUAAUUUAAGAGAGUGAAAGCAAUGAAUUAUAUUAGAUAGUGUAAAAAGUUGAUUAUUAAAUGUUAUAGAAAUUUUAUGUCAAUUGAUAAGGUUGGUGGAUGAAAGAGAAAUUAUUGUAAAACAAUUCGUUCGUUCUUUUUUUCAUUUUUUCUCGGACAGUAUUGGUGUACAGUUUAAUUUCUAAAACCUUGCAGCGUAUGUUUAUGUUUGAUACAUCUUUAAUUUUAUAGCCUGUUUUCCUUUCAUUGUUCUCCUUCCGUUUCUAAGUUACUGGGAAGUAGAGCUGUGCGAACCUUGAAUUUUGAAUCUGAUUUGAAUCCUCGAAGAGGUGCCUGAGCGAAACAUUUUCUUUUUACAUAAAAGUUGAUAAUUUGUCCAAAUUUUUUAAAUUUAAAAUAUAUGAUUUACUAAUGUGUUUUCAAACAACGACCCUGCUCACCAUAACACGAUCAGUGACUGGUGUGAACUGUCACUUGUGAUACCCUUGAAUACGAGUAGAUUAGAUUUCAUGUGAAAAAAAUUAUUCAGGCAAAUUCCCAGUAGCCAGGAAAAGAUUAUGGUAUGAAUGUGGCUAAUGCGGAUUUGAUAUUUCUGCCUUUGUUGCAAUCAUUUGUAAACUUUUAAAGCUUACAAACUAAAUCCGUGAAAUCGAACCUACUUGGAACUGUACCUUAAUUCAAGUCUCUCAAAGGAGGUUCACACAGCUCUUCCGGAAAGAUGUAAUUUAUUCUGUUGAGAAAUAAUGAACUGGUGCUUUUCUUCAAUUUUCAAGCAUCUGCUUGAUGCUUUUUCAAUUCUAAAGGAAUUCCUCUCGGUUGCAUUGUUUUUUAAUUUUUAACAGUUCCUUAACUAGUAAUCAACGCAGUACCUAACUUUUUCCAAUACCUGCGUCUUCUAUAUCAGAUAGUCUUCUGUAAUCACACCUUGUCCAGUUCAACUUUUGCAACUAGUUAGCUUGCUCGUUUCUGUUCGAUUUUUUUUCUUUUUCUUUUGCAUUCCUUGAAUUUUUCAAGUCUAAACUCACAGUAUCCGAACUUUUUGCAGGGAUUAUCAAUGGCAUUUAAAUCAAGUGUGUGCUAACAAGAUUUUAUUAUCUCUGUGAGUCCAAUUUUUCAUCCCAAUCGACCAGAUUCCCCCAACUUCUCUUGUGCGUGUGCACACUGGACAUUUUAAUUUCAAAUCUAAAUAGAAAGAUAUUGCACGUAUUUGAUGAUUCAGCUGUUCCUUGUAAAUUUAACUUUUUUUUUAUCAAGCUCUUGUUUUUAUAUAAGUCUCUUCUUCAAACGCAAAUCUUUAUAUUCCUUUUAUCAUAUCUCUUUUUUUACAAUUGAUUUCCUCUAUAGUAGGACACAAGGACUAUGUAAUUGUAAUAUUUUCAAUAAUUUUAUUUCAUUUUUUUCAUGUAUCUUUUGUGGAAUAUAAAGACUUAAAAAAUGCACACAUAUUUUAAGUAUUCAACUUAAAAUUGGUCUACAGCGCUAGUCAUAAAAUCGUGUUUUGAUGGUUAUGACUUGGAGGUUAACAGAAAGUAGUGAGAUCUGUUCCGACACGACAAUACUAUCACAGAUUUCAUUGCUUAAAAACUCAGUGAUGAAUGUCAUCUACCAUAGUAGUGCAUAACAUGGUUUUUUCACUUCGGUUUUAUCAAUGACAAGCAUGCAGUAACCAUCAAAUGCGUCCAUCUAUGAUGGCAAAAAUCAAAAGGGAAGAAGCUGUGGCAUCAAUCACCAUGUUUUUAAAGGGCAAUUAAUAUUGAAUUUAAAUAAUUGGUGUUGGAACAAAUCUUAUUAUUUUGUGCUAAUCUAUAGAAUGAUUUUAAGUCCAGCGCAAAUAACCCAUUCUCAGAAUAGAAUGUUCAUGUGGAAUAGCCAAAUUAUGUAAUUAAAGUUAGAAUUUUGUAGUCCUGGCUUCAUACUUUAAACUGUUUUUGCUUGAUGACAGCUAGGGCAGGACAAGGUAAGACUUCCACAGCAAACAAAGCCUCUGUUCCUCUAGCUCCAUUUCCAGAAAAUAAUCAGUAGGCCUUUGUUUUUUUUUUUCCAAUCAGGUUUUUUCUCCAACUCAACAUAUAUUUUUGUCUCCAGAACAAGAGAACAUAUCUCGUCAGUGCUACUCCAGUAUUUUUACGAACUUUUAAUUUUUUCUUGGAAGAGCCAUUGCAUGAAUUUCUCUGAAAAUUUUUGUGUCUUCUCUUGUAAGUGUGGAUAAAAAUCACUGAAGUUUCAGGCAAAUUAUUGUGAAGGUUCGCCUAUAAAAAAUAAAGCAUCAGUAAGGAAUACGGAAAUAGCGCAAUGGAGAUACAUUCUUUGGUGCAAAAGGCAAUGAUGUGUGAUUUAAGACGCAAGAGUUGAGGCAAAGGUUGAUCUCAAGUAUGUCUUGGUCUUUUGCAACGUGAUUGAAGCAAGAAUAUCAGCAGUACAAGAAUAAUAAUAUCUAUACAUGUAUUGUUAUACAAACACUCUUUUCUGAUAGCAUUCUUAGUCUUAAAUUUUUUUCUUACUUAUCCUCUUUUUUUAUUGUCACUAUCUGUCUUGAGUAAUGCAAAAGCAGAGGAUAUGAGAAACAAUAUUAGUGAUUUGAUCAUGAGACUUUAUUCUUUUAACAUAAUUAAAUGGGGUGAAAAAUAUUUACUAGGAAAAAGAAAUUAGCACGAAAUAAAAUGUAAAAAUUGUACCAUUCCAAGAGCUAAUUAGUUAUAAGCGGAUCAACAUUAUAAAUUUUACAUUCAGAUCUAUCUGUUAAAUAUGUACAAGUAAGUAAAUCCUUUAUUUGUCUGUUUUAUAAUUUUUUAAUUUUAUUCUUAGUUUUAUAUGUUUUAUAUUACCUUUUUUUCUCAUAUUUGUUAAUAUCUAGUUUCCCCCCUCAUUGUAACCAAAUACAUUGUAUUGCACUGACUUUUACGGUUAAGCCUCCGUUGUAGCUAAAAUUAUAAUGAUGAAAAAAAGUAAUACUUUUUUGUAUGUUUAGCUGAUUAUAAUUCAACUACAUUACACUCUGUUUUGUUUAUAAAAA